AUGGGAAGAGAGUCACGGAAGAGUCUGCGCAUUGUAUCGCGCCCAGCGCCUGAGGCAGCGUCGCCCCCACCCCCGGCGCCCACGCCCACCCCCGACGACAUCAGCGUGAUGGGCCGCAAAUGGGUCGAGCAGCUUAUGGCGGCGCAGGAUGAGCGCGAUGGCGAGCUGCUUUGUGAUCCGUUCAUGCGCUUGCCCAGUAAGAAGCAGUAUCCUGAGUAUUAUGUCGUCAUUCGGCGCCCUAUGACACUCACAGAAAUCCGCAACAAGUUAAAACAGAAACACUAUACCACCUUCCAAGAUCUGAGGCAGGAUCUGGAGUUGAUAUGUACCAAUGCGAAGCGGUUCAACAUGCGCGAUAGCGAGAUCUGGCUCAAAGCACGCGAUCUGCACGCGCUGAUCAAAGAGGGCGCUUCGCGGAUCUACGAGGAAUGGCUCGAAAGCGCUUCGUCGUCCACGGCUGCGCCGCCUACGUCGGCGAUCGAGACCGAGCCGGCUACGCGCCCGCACAAAAUCACACUCCGCGCGCCACGGCCCUCGGAUCCAACGCCGUCGUCGUCUACCCCGGCGAAGCGCGUCAAGGUGAAGAUCAGUACAUCGCCAGAGACCAAGCAUUCGUCCCCAGCGCCGAGCCAUACAGCUACGCCGCCAACGACGACAACGACAACGACAACCUCCUACGUACCUUCAGUGCACAGCGCGGCCGUGGGCCUGAAACCAGCGACGCCCCCUGUGCUGCGCACCACCGAUACCACGUCGUCGCACGAGAGUCCCUCGACGCCGUCCGAGCCACGUCGGCGUGGCGCGCCGCGUGGCAAGCGCCUGAAAGUGAUGCUGCGGUGGGCCGUACAGAGUUUGAUGGCGUUGCAGGAUAGCGACAAGCGGCCGUACUCGGAGCUGUUUAUGGAGCUGCCGUCGCGUGAAGAAUACCCAGACUACUACCAAUUCAUUCGCGAGCCUAUCUGCUUUGGCGAUAUGGAGCGCAAGUUGGAACGCAAAGAGUACAUCAAUCCGUAUGCAUGGGACAAGGAUAUGCGCCUGAUGCUUAGCAAUGCCAAGUUUUACAAUGAAGAAGGCUCGCAAGUAUGGAACGAUGCUCAGGCGCUGGAACGGUACUUGGACAAGACCAUCAUUCCGACGCUCCUCGCAGAGGGAUUUACGUUGGACCCGAAUGAUCAUCGACAGGCCGCACAGCCGUCCAACAUGCCCAGCCAGGCGCCACCGACGCCUACGCAUACCCGUUCGCCCGCGCCGUCUUCGCCUGCCGCCGCCGCCGCUAAGCCGUCAGGUGCGUCGGCGCCUGCCAAGCCGCCCCACCCGUCGUCAAGCGCAUCACCACAGCCAGGGACGCCGACCGCGGCCCCGGCUCGCGCGCCGUCGGUACCGCAGCCACAACCAAGAGAGUCGCCCUCGCCCUCGCCCUCGCCCUCGCAGCCGCCCCCACCUCCGCCGCCGCCGCCAAAGAGUGCCCCGCCUGUAUCGUUGGAACGCGUCGUCCUGGAUAUGGAACGGAAGCAGUGGCCGGCGCACCCCGCGACGUUUGCAACGCCGGACGUAUGCUACGAGCCUUUGCCAGCUUCCGCCUGCGCCGCAUCGUCGUCGCGACUUCAUCUGCAGAUGCGCUCGUAUACAAAUCAGCAACGCACAGCCAACGUACGCCUGGUCCUCGCCUCGCCUGCGACCACGCACGUCCUCGUCGUCCCACGCGGCACGCACACGACAGAAUGGCGAUGGCACGUCCCACCGCGUGCGCCGAACGCCACGGAUUUGCCGGCGUUCCGUGUUCGAUGCAAUGCACAGAGCCUCGAAGGGGUGUGGGACGAACAUGUGUACGCUACGACAUGGCACGUCCAGCCAGGGCUGCAUCGACUGGACGUGGUAUGGACUUGGCCGGACGUGCAGAGUGCUACGCCGCACGACGAACACGCGCGCAUCUAUGUUCGUGUAGAAGGGAUAUAG
Molecule: messenger RNA, 1956 nt
Organism: Malassezia pachydermatis
Lineage: Eukaryota; Fungi; Basidiomycota; Malasseziomycetes; Malasseziales; Malasseziaceae
Product: rsc complex member
Exons: 1
Coding region: 1-1956 (651 amino acids)
Biological process (GO): chromatin remodeling
Cellular component (GO): RSC-type complex
Molecular function (GO): protein binding
Source: RefSeq, a predicted model, not a curated record